Messenger RNA from Hypoxylon trugodes, 2540 nucleotides. RefSeq names its product P-loop containing nucleoside triphosphate hydrolase protein. The record is from RefSeq and is a predicted model, not a curated record. Bases 201 to 2342 code for a protein of 713 amino acids. NCBI's taxonomy places the organism in Eukaryota, Fungi, Ascomycota, Sordariomycetes, Xylariales, Hypoxylaceae. The transcript has 8 exons. Gene Ontology annotation, molecular function: ATP hydrolysis activity; ATP binding.
GGUUAUGUCAUUGGCUGGAAGUGCUAUGGCGCCCCGUAAUAACUACGACGUGACGAUGGGGGCCAAAUCUUAAGUAAUAUGCUGGCUCCCGAGGCUCUGGCGUUUCGGAGGGAAGAAGAAGUUUUCGUCGAUCCUCGCGUCGGUGGCGCUCAACUUUAUAAUUACGAUUUACUCCGAGAAUCAUCUAUCUGAGAGCCUGAAUGGACGCCACCACGAACCAGGACUCGAAAUCCGAGAAUAAAACUCCGAGCGGGGGCUGGAUUAGAUACAGGGUGGAGCACCGAGACCGUGAUACCAACCAAAUAUUAGGCCAAUACAACACCUCGGGGCUUGAAACAGAUGAUAUUGAGGUUGGACACGACGGUCCGGCCUUUGAUGUGGUCACCACGUUCAGAGUGGCGCCGCCACUAGCACCCCCGCCUACAGCAGGAGCUUCAUCUCGGCCGUCCCACCUAUCCCCUCCAAGUUAUUCUCUCCACCUACACUCUCCCGCCAUCAUAAACGCUCUUCAAAGCGUGGUCCAGUACUAUCCUUCUCAAGAUCUCACAGGUAAUAUCAUAGUCGAUUGGCCAUACGCAAUCUUAGUCCACCACUACGAUGAACUCACCAAAUUCCGCGACGAUGCCUCGCUUAAAAAUGAAAAUGACCUUUGCGUUCGAGAAAUCAGGGCUUAUGAUCAUAUCGGUCUGCUCCUCAAAUUCCUCGACGACACCAUCAUGCCAGACGUACUAGCCGAGAAGGAACGUAAUAAUAAAGGUUUCUAUACAUUCGAAUACGCUUGGGUCGGCUUUAAACCCGGCGUCACGGAACUAGGCCAAUGGGUGGAAACGAAUGACCUACAGCCGCGAGUGAUACAUUCGGUUGCUGGUGGUGUGUUCGAAUAUCCUCGAGUACCUUGGACAAUUUUCUUUUGGGACAUGCGAUACGAGGGUGAAUAUCUUGGAAGAUACCUAGGAAGCACCAUCAUUGAGAAAUUUGACGGACAGGGUGAUUGGAAGCAUGUGAAGAUAGAUGAUUUAACUGGGGGCGACCUCCCCGAAGAAGUCGCGAUCAAUUUGAAGUAUGGGGAGAUGUAUUGGAAUCUGCUGCGAAAGCAAUGUAGGCAUUACAAAGGGAAGACUCAAAAAUUUCCCUAUAACGAGAUCGACGGUCUAGUGAUGGCGGACCUGAAAAGCUACUACGAGGAGGGAAAUGCUCCGCCAACCUUAAUGAAUACCAAAGACUGUCGCAACUGGACAUCGGAUUGCAAGUGUUCGGUGUGUAAGAGUAGGAACGCACAAGAGACUACUAAGCAGGUGGUAUCACUUUUUGAGGAUUAUAACUGGAUCACGGUCGAGACAACUGAGAAACUUACGCCUCAUCAAUACAUCCUUUGCCAUUACGAAAUAAUGGCCUUUGUGUUCAAAACCCGCACAUGGGAACUCUUGCAUGUGCGCGACUUUGCCGAACCACAAUUCGACGAGAACCUAAUAGACCAUUUGGUGAUGGAUCCUCAACGAAAGCGGACGAUAAAAUCAUUAGCGAAGAGCUUUGCUCGUUUGAAUAAGCAUGGAGAUACAUUGACACGUAACCCAUGGGCCGCGGACUUUGUAGAAGGCAAGGGGCAUGGUCUCAUCCUCUUACUACACGGUAAACCGGGUGUAGGCAAAACGUGUACAGCCGAGUGUAUCGCAGCGUUUACCAAGCGUCCUUUGAUGGUAUUGACAUCUAGCGACAUAGGGACAGAUCCCUCAACUGUUGAGAUUAACCUUACAAAGCAUUUCAAAACCGCAAAGAGUUGGGGAGCGGUUCUUUUAAUUGACGAGGCCGACGUUUUUAUGGAGCGCCGCUCAACAGCUGAUUUAGUAAGGAAUAGUUUAGUAGCUGGGUUCCUCCGCGCCCUCGAAUUCUACGAUGGUAUACUAUUCCUUACCACCAACAGAGUUGGGCUCUUCGACGAUGCGUUUGUCUCAAGGGUCCAUCUCCAACUAUAUUAUCCCGACUUCGACGACGACCAGAGGCGACAGGUCUGGCAGACCUUUAUCGACAAACUCGCCAAGGAACGCGGAGACUACAUGCGACUUAACGUUGAUGCGAAGGACUAUAUCCGUGGUGCGGAAAUGCGGGCGCUAAAGUGGAACGGGCGAGAAAUUAGAAACGCAUUCCAAACGGCCGUUUCAUUAGCCGAGUACGAUGCCGAAAAAGGCGAAGACGGGAAGAUUCUGGUCACGGAUGAACACCUUCGAGCUGUUGUCGAACUCUCUAGAGACUUCAAAAACUACCUAAACGAGCUUCAUAAGGGCGAUGAAGGGAAACGAGCCGAGCGAAAGUACGAGCGUUUGGAUUCAUAUGAUAGAAGUUAAAUUUGAGAGUUGGUUGAACAUCUAAUAAUACAAUAUCAAUGAACUGUCACUUGCCUCUAGCUACCCUCAGCGGCAUACAGAUCACGAAGAUAAAUGUAUGGGUGUGUAUAUGGAUAUACUAUACGUACUGAUGGCCAACAAUAGAGUACAUUAGAUUGAUAUUGUAACUAGAUCAACCCAUUUUAGGGAUACAGCCCA